Molecule: messenger RNA, 8265 nt
Organism: Lachancea mirantina
Lineage: Eukaryota; Fungi; Ascomycota; Saccharomycetes; Saccharomycetales; Saccharomycetaceae
Source: the annotation of a GenBank genome assembly
AUGGACACAUAUCAUGUCAGCAACAUCGUUGAUGCACUUUCCUCCAGUAAGAUAAAAGAACGUCACACUGGCUUAAAUGAUUUGACUACAAUUUUAAAGGAAAACCCUGCAAUUAUCGAGCCAAAAUGCGUGUUACCUGUGAUCGAAAGGCUAACCGAAAUCAUUGAUCUAGAGCGGUCUAGGUUCUGUUCACUUCUCCAUUGCGAUGCUACGACCUCCAGUGACAGUAAAGUUACCGCAGUAGAGAAUCGAUUAUCUGAAGCUGCCUACGUUUUAAGGUUAUUUGUUGAAAAAACGGUCUCGUCAUACAAAUCGAAGCAUAUGAAAUUCCUUCUGGUGAUGAUUACAGAACUCGUAACCUUUGAUGGUGGGAAUUCCUUACUUGUUCCCGUUUCAUCGCAUCUUUUGCUGGCGUUGAGCGUCUUGAUUGAAUCUGACAUUUUCCGACUAAAAUUUGAACCGCAUCAAUGGGUAUCGUUAAUUAAGCGCUGUUCUGGAUUCCUAACGCACCAUUUGAGCGUUGAUCCGUCUGACAAGUCAACUUUUUAUUUGAUCUUGAUUUUGGCCGAUUUGUUGACUUUCGAUGUUUGUGAGGCGGGGACUAUGAGCAGAGAUGUCUUAGCAGUGUUGUUGGCUUAUUUCCAGAACGUUAGGACCGAUACCCCUUGUACCAAGAAUGUGUUCCGUUUGUUGAAUAAUUUCUUGCUAAAAUUGCAUUUGGUUGAUCUGUUCGCGUGCUGCAAGGCAUUGGAAUCGGCGCUGGCGUUUAUCGUUUCCGCUCAGAGAGUUUCGGGCCAAGACUCUGAAUACGAAUUAGCUGUGUUUGCCAUAAUGGCGAGUGAUUUAGUUGUUAAAGGUGUAACAAUUUUGGAUCGUGACGGCGUUUCUAAUCUUUUGGAACAAGAUGAUCUUUUUGACAUAUUUCAAGGAUUUGUUACUUUUGGCUUGAAUUCUUUCAAACCAAGCGUGCUGUUUAUUGACGAUAUAAGCUCUAGCGGACAGCACGUGGAUUUUUCGUGGCUUGAACGGGUCUGCUACAGUGUUGAUGUGAAUAACGAAGGUUUGGCGUGGCUUCAGUUAUACUCCCUUACGCGAGGUGUCGAAGAGUACUUCCAAUUAUCGGGCUUUCGAGAAGCUACUGAGACUAGCUUACUUUUCAAGAGGCGAAAAACUGCUGACGAUUUGAGAUCAAUAUUCCUGAAUUCCUAUACCACAGAGGGUUUCAUAGAGAAUUGCCUAGAGAGUUCGUUUGAAGUCGUUCAAUUGCUAGGGUUGCAGUUAUGUAAUUGCUACGCCAGUAAUUACCUAUUGACAGGACUCACCAUCGAAUCGCUUUUCAAUGCAGUUUUUCGUAUCAUAAGUCUGCCAAGCCUAAGUGGGUGGGCAUUUUGGGCCAUAAUACCGCUUUUAAAAGCAAAGAAUUCUCAUCUGCCAGAGACUUCACUCCUAAAUCUCUUCAAAAUAUCCUUGCCCUAUAUUAGAUCGACCCAACUGUGUGGAAUCACUUGCAAGCUGUUGGCAACGGUCUUGAGCUUCCAAGAAAUUGACGUGAUGUCAGAUCUCUCACUGGGACAUCAAAUUGACGAAAUUUACACGUUACCCACGGUUUAUGGUCCAACAUUGAUGAACAAUGAAUGCUUUCAAUUUUGGGUACAACUUCAGCGUACAAGAAAGCCCCUCAGUCAACAGCAGGCUGUGGCUUCUGUGUAUACAUGGCUUACAUCCAAAUGGGAGCUACUUGACAUCACAUCGGUUGGACAGAAUACAUUUCCGACCUUUCUGGGCUGGAUCUGUGGACAGGAUUAUUGGCCUGACUUUCCGUCAUCGCCUUUUGAAACCCCCAGGUUUUUGGAGCAAUAUUACAGACCAUGGAAUUCUUUUAAAGAGCAAAGAGAUUUCUUGCUUCAUAAGCAAACGGAUCUGCAAGCACUCAAGGUCAGUAACCUAGUUUUGAGAGUUCCUGUUGAUAUUGAAAGAAUUAAAGGUGCUGUAGCAAGGGUCUUGGACCUUUGUCUGCAUUUUACGGGAGACCCACUCCACGAAUUAAAACUGUCAGCUUCAUGCAUGCGCAUUUUUAACACUUUGGCAAAUGAUGCGUCGGUAAGGUCUUUAAUUAUCGAGUUUGAAAACCAUAUGAAGUCUCGACUUCAAAAUAUUUUUGCUGAUGAUGAAAUGCCCGUUGUGCCUUGCUUGUGCCAACUCUUAGAGAUGCUCAAUUACCCGCGGGUUUCAGCUUCUUCUAUCAAGGGUCUAGAUUUGACAAAUCUUUUGACAAAGCUUCAAAGCGAACUACGACAUCAGGCCCUCGAUGAUGAAAUGCCCAUGGAUGAUUUUAUACCAAAUAAGGCGUUAUCGUCGGUGACUUCUUCGGAAUGCAAGCUCAGCGAAUUAUCGCUACUCAAGUUUGCCAUAUAUUUUGUUUCGGGUGCUCAUCGAUUAAGAGGAGAAAGUUUCUCGUUUACUAUAAAAGAGAUUCUAAGGUUCUUAACUCCUCUCCCAUUGUCUUUGAUUCAAGCAGCCGCUACUACCUUAAUCGCACUUCUAAAAAUGCGUUAUGAAGAUGCUGACGUGAAGUCGUUGGAAACAGUCACACUAUUCCUUGGCUCGACGCUCCUUAGUACAAAAUGCAAUACCUCAGAUGUGUCACUGGAGGCGCUAGUGUCGUUUCUUGACACUACAAGGAAUGCGUGGCUAGUUCCACUCAACAAAUCACUGAAUACCGACUGCAAUGAUAUCCUCGAGUGGAUCACUGACAAGCUUUCAAGAGCAGAGGCAUCAGGUCUAUGUUUCGUCCAAGACCUGUCUCGGCUUCUUUUAAAUAUGUUGAACUUUCACAACUUGUCAUCUGAUGUUUUGCGUGGAGGGAAGCAGAAAGUUUUCGAAACCUUUUCCAAAUGUCUGAAGCUAUUGCCAAGUUAUGCAAUCGUGCCUCUCGUCAGUGAUCUAGCUGAAUAUUUGGGCAGUUUAAGCUAUAAAAACCAAGUCAUUUUACUCACUGAGAUCAAAGAUACUUUCGCGUUAUCAUCCGAGUGUGAAGAGUGUGGCGGACAUUAUGCUCUCUCAUUGGUAAGAUUUGUAGCGGACAGCUUGCAUUGCUUCCUAGAUAUUUUGUUCGAUAUUAUCUCCUACAGAGGCUCUCAAAACAUGGCGACAUACAUCAAGGAGGCCUUGCAACGUAUAUCAACCUUGUAUGAUUUUGACAGUCCCCUCGAUAUCCUGAAAAUGUGCCAAUUUGAAAUAAUUGAUAAUUUCAUCGGCCAAUCUCACCAGGAAAAUAUUACAAGCAUGAGAGAAUGGCCUUUUUCUUUAUUUGGAGAUUUUUCAUUAAAUCAAUUUGUCCUUCAAUACCGGGAUUCCAUUGCAGCUUUGUACUUUUCUAAGACAGGACUUCCAAGAUUCGUGAUCUCAGAACUGCUCGAGAUAUGUCCCAAGCUGGAAAAUGAACUGUUUGCGGACUCCCUUCAUUAUUCGGUCCCAUUAGCGUAUCGUAGCGGUGGCCUCCAAGACGGAAUAAUGGCUCUUGCAAUUAAAAAAUGUGGGAAGGAUGUUCGCACUUAUCUCAGUGACAUUUCGCUAGAGAUAGCAUAUUGGUGCUUGUUCUUUGCUGACCUUAGUGUUGACGAUGUAAUUCGAAAGACUCUGAAAAACGGGUUUUCAAAAUAUCGUUUACUUCCAAUACUAUUGAGAGGCGGCACCAAAAGACGCUGCACUUUGCGGAUGAAGAUCCAAAUUCCUACUCAUGUCGCUUUAGGACUUUUGAUCAAUCAUAUCACCCAUCACAACAUGGGACAACAAGAGCUGCGCAUUUUAUUAGAAAGACUUUGCCUCGAGAUUUUUGAGAAGGCUCCCGUUCCAGAACUACAGUUAAGUGCUCUUAAAGCUGUGAAAACAUUAAUUGUGCUUUUUGAAAGCAGAGUUGAAAUCUACGAGCAUCUUUCAUGGGUUGUCAAGAUGUUGUCCCCAUUGCUGACAGUGGAUUCGCUUUUUCACGAGGUUAAGGACAUAAUUUUGGGUGGACUUCAUAUGAGUCAGCGGUAUUCCUCAAAUUCAACAGAUAUGUUCGCCGCUAUAUCCUGUAGCCUGUUGCAUCUCCAUCGAAAAGACGCUGAACUUAUCGAUGAGGAAUUGAUAAAAGGUUACAAAAAGGGCCUUUUAGAUUGCACUUCAUAUCUUCAAAGCCCACAAGUAUGGCAAAGUUGCGUGAACAUUUUAGAGAACGAAUCUUUGCCAAGAGGUAUCUAUUUUGAAGAUGAGUUGCUACAAAGUGAAAGCUUGAAUGUCGAUCGCGUUGCUUUUCUAUCGGCUUUGUAUGAAUAUUUUCCUGAACCCAAAGCCUUUCGAUUGGAUUUUAACUUUAAUGAGGUGGUGAUCAAAAACCUUCUAAAUCUCAACUCCAAGACCCAUGCUCUAUCCUCAAACUUCAACCAGUGGCGGGGUCUCUAUUUAGGUGGGUUUUAUUUGAAACGAAGAAAGAUUCCAAAGUCAAUAGCUAAGAGAAGUGCGUUAGAUCUUCGCCAGUACUUUCAAGGUGAUAACAACAAAAUGUUAGCCGUUUUGAUUGAUCUGAUAUUUACUGGCGGGAAUUUUCAGGACGUUCCCUCGUAUAUCAAAAGUACUGUGACAGGAUACCUUCUAAAUUCGCCCUCACUGAAAGCCUUUAAUGGCUUGGAAAUUGUCAAAAAUAUUCCAGUGAUUUCGGAGCCGCAAUUUCGUUUGAUGCAUAAUAAUCGACAUGUCCCUGGCUUCUCUUUUACUCGACGCCAUCAAUCGCAUAACCAAGAGUAUAAAGAACAGUUGAGUAACAUACUGACAUCUCUGAUUAAUGAGCUGCUAUCAUACGACCAUGUCAUUUCUGGUUUAAAACCCCUUGCGGAUUAUGACGAAAGGGCAUGUGAAGAGCUUUCGCUGCGCUUGCUGCAUGAUGUCUUUUCAAAACAUCCCGAUAAGGCCUAUUCUUUGUUCACAAGCUUAUUCAAGUCUGCGAACUUCAUCCGAGACUCAAAAUCAAACAUUCGAGAAGCUAAACUUUUCAGUCUUAGGGCCUUUGCACUGAUAAGAACAGGAGCCAAAAAUGGCCUCAAAACGUUCCUGGAUAUUUAUACGCGAUUGGAUCGGAAAGAAUACUACAAUCUGGCAGUAGAGGCAGAUGAAAUGAAGUUUGCCUUAAUGAUAAUAGAGGAAUCCAGUGAAAACUUUCAUUUUGACUUGACUGAUCCAAAUUUACCGCUGAUUUUCCGUCGACUUGAUGACAAUGAUUCUCUCGGUGCGUUGCCAACCGAGCCCUCUUUGAAGUCUGCAUUUGCCUCCUUGAGCAAUUCGCAUUCCAACAGGAUGAAAAGUUUUGUUCUCAGUAAUAGCGAUUACGAUGCUAGACUUUUCUUGAAGGAGGAUGUCAAUACCGGAAGUCUUCUCGCAUCUGCAAAUCUGAAUGGCUUUCGCGGGCUCUCCAAAAUUUUGGAAUACGACAAGACGGGAGAACUAAACUCGGAGGAGGACAUUUAUCGGUGGGGGAUUGAACUGGGGCAAUGGGAUUUGCCCUUUCCUCAAAAUAAAAAUACAAAGACUAACACGUUGUAUCAUAUCCUAGCGCAAACGGAUUUGGGCUCUCUCCGGAAAACUCUCAAGAAGUCCAUUGAAAAUACCAUAGAGGCAAGGUUUGAGUUUCCUUGCAGUCAAGAAUGGCUGACGACACUGUCAAGUAUAACCUUAUUCGAGAAUCUCUGCGAGAAUUGGGCUACUGAAGAGUUUUCUGCUGAAUACUAUAAGCUAAUAACUAGUCUGAACAGAAAUCUGGAGACGUCUGGCGUUGAAAAUUCAACCUUUGACGCUAGGGCACGCAACAUUUUUACAUGGAAUUUGGCCAAUUUCGAUAACAGUUUAAGCAUGCAUAUAUUGAAGCAAUACGCUUUUACCGAUUUGGUCGGCCAAAUAAGAGGCUGCAGAGAAAAAGGUGACGUUUAUGGUUCUCUUUUUGGAACUAUGAUCUUCGACAAAAUGACUCAGGAUGCUAGGUUUGGUUUCAGCGAAACACCUUGGCGUAAGUUGGCUAUCGUUGAAACUGCUAAGACCUUGUGGAAUCAAGAGGAACACAGCAUUGCGAUUAAUAUGUUGCGUUCCACUUUGGAGAUGUAUCAAUGGUCAAUGCCAAAUUGUGCGACAUUUUUUGACCGGUUUGUCGAAAUUCCCGAGGUGGAGGUGAAGUCACUGUUAGUCGAGUGGUUAUCUAUUUCGAGGCAAGAGGCACCAGAUUCUAUCUACAAGGGGUGCAUAGGAUCUUCACCAAAUGACCUGAGCGCUGUUAAGGAUUAUGAUAAACGCGCCGAAAUAUACUAUCGGUUCGCGGAAUUUUGUUAUGGUCAAGUUAGGAAGCUCACGACGGACAAAAAUCUCCAAGAUCGAAGACUUCGAUAUGAAAGUGCCGCGAAAGAGCUUCGUGCAUUGCAUACAAUGGCCAAAAACGCCAACAUCACUGAUGGUGACAGAAAAGACGCUAAAAAGCAUUUUAGCAGGUUAAGAUUACAAUGUGAACAGGAUAGAGAAAUUAUUUCCGCAUUGACAACACAACUCAAUCUUUUCUCAUGGAAGGCCCUACAAUUUUAUCUGAAUACAAUGGUAUUCAGUAACGAUAGGGACGAUGACGUUCUGGAUAAGUUUUGUGGGAUGUGGUUCCAGUUUUCAAGUGAUGAUGAGAUAAACUCAAAACUUUAUGGCGAGAUAGGCUCCAUUGCUAGCUUCAAAUUUCUUCCUUGGAUAAAUCAAAUGACAUCAAGACUUAGCGAUGAUAUGAACCCAUUUCAACGAACUCUCCAGUUAACACUCAAGCGGGUAAUGUUCAAGCUCCCUUAUGACUCGUUGUAUCCGCUUCUAAGCAUGAAACUGUAUCGCAAUUACACUUCGAAAGAUAACACCAAGUUGCUGAGUAAGGUGAAAGUAGUAGAGAAGCUAAUGAGUGAGCUUGAGAACUACGAAAACGGUUGCUAUAUCAGGGAUUUCAUCAAUCCGAUGAAUGAAUUUUGUGAGAUGUGCAUAGACCUAGCCAAUGUGAAACCUCCCAAGAAUACACGAAUGAUGACUGCGACAAGUUUAAAGUUUAGUAACUACUGGCUUCACACCUUGAAGAUGAGAUCUCUGCCUUUACCUACUGUGCCUCAGCAGAUCAAUUGUUCAGCUGAUGGUCGCAGUCCAAGACCUACUAUAACGAGUGUGAGCAGUCAAAUAUCGAUUUCAACGUCAGGACUUUCUUUACCCAAGAUCGUUACUUUCAGUUUGAGUGAUGGUUCAAGUCAUAAAGUUCUGAUGAAGGGCAGUAAUGAUGAUUUACGUCAGGACGCGAUCAUGGAACAGGUCUUCAAACAAGUGAACAAGAUUUUAAGUAGCUCAGAGGUGACAAAGAAAGAGCGUCUCAGAGUUCGAACAUAUGAAGUAAUACCAAUGGGGCCGCAGGCGGGGAUUAUUGAAUUCGUUUCGAACUCCACGGCACUACAUGAGGUGCUGAGCAACUUGCAUAAAAACGAUAAGCUCUCUUUUGACCAGGCUAGAAAAGCUAUGAAAUCUGUGCAGGGCAAAUCGAAGGAGGAGCGACUGGACGUUUAUUUGGAGAUUACUUCGAUUAUCAAGCCACUUCUUCGCCAAUUUUUUUCGAACUCUUUCACGAAUCCAGAAGACUGGCUAGAAGCAAAGUAUACCUAUACUAAAGGAGUAGCAACUACUUCGAUUGUCAGCUACAUUUUAGGCCUUGGUGAUCGGCAUCUGAAUAACAUUUUGCUAGAUAAAUCAAGCGGAGAGCCUAUUCACAUUGAUCUCGGAGUGGCCUUUGAUCAAGGCCGUCUUCUGCCGAUUCCCGAAUUAGUGCCUUUCCGUCUCACUAGAGACCUUGUGGAUGGAUUUGGAGUUACUCAAAUUGAUGGCAAGUUUCGCAAAAGCUGUGAACGUGCGUAUCGAGUUUUGAGAGAAAAUUAUGGGAAAGUCAUGAAUGUGUUAAACGUCUUAAAAUGGGAUCCAUUGUAUUCAUGGGUGAUGACUCCCCUUAGGAAGCAAAAACUCCAAGCAGAUAUAUCUGAGGAUCCUGAAGAAGAACGAACAGACUUAAAAAAUGCUGGUUUCGAAGAGGACAAUAAUCAAUCUUUGAGAGCCUUGCAAAGUGUCAAAGAAAAAUUGAUUGGGAACGGCCUGAGCGUUGAGGCGACUAUUCAUGAGUUGAUUCAGCAGGCAACCGAUGAGCAAAAUUUAGCCAUGAUCUAUAUGGGUUGGUCACCAUUUUAUUGA